AUGGCUCAGGAGGGUCGUAAGGAACCAACGAUUUUUGACACUGCCAAUGGGCUUGAGAAGCAUCAAGACUCUGAGCCAGCUGUUACUGUUGGAUGUCUUAGCAACCUUUAUAGAAGUGUUGUGGACAUGAAAAUCGAUGAUUUUGAGACUGAAGCUUGUAAGCAGAUGUUGCUGUAUCCCAAGAACAUUAGGGAAUCUCGAUACAUAAACUUUAAGCUCAACAUAGACCCUACUGAGAGCUUGCUUUGGGUGAUGAAUGAGGAGAUAAGUUUCUCACAGUAUGAGAAAUUUGAAGAUAGCAUGCAAAAGGAUGUCGGUGGAGUGUUUAGCAGAGACAAGUCGUCGUUUAUCAUAACCGACGACUUGAUUUUCACUUUCCUGGCUGUCCCUCUGGAAUUUGUAUGUGAUAUCAAUUUAGACUCCAUUGGAAAUCUCCGCAGAAGCUUCAAAGACUUGACUGUUGUUGAUCAUACAGCUUCCAAAUGUGUGCUUCCUUAUUACUAUAAAUGUCAGAAGCAGUUGUCUGGCAUCACCACUGAAGAACCACCGGUUUACUACCGUUACAGGCUCUACAAUGUCAAUGAAGUGAAGUAUGGUUUGACUAAAAAUGGUAAUCUAACUCCUCUUUACCGCAACGAAAGAAUAGUUCGAGCGGAUUUGAUGGAUCCCAAAUCCUCUGGCAGUAACAAGUCUACUCAUUGUUACGGGUUCUUGAAGAAAGAGACAAAGUUUACCGUGUUAGAUGAUCUGACAAUUACAUCUAUGAACUCAUGCUCCACUAUUUCCUUACUGAAGAAGUUGCAGAGUCACGCAGACGACCUAGAGGUCAAAGUUAUCAGCAUCAGCAAUGCAGAGGCUUUGAAUUUGUUGAGAGCUUCACUGGUGACAUCCUCUGCUUUGAGCACGGCUUUAUGGAGUUUGUUUGCUGAAAAACUGAAAGAGGAGACUGAUUUAUGGAACCCGGUUUCAAAGAAGGUGAAGGAAGGAAGAAGAGACUUGAAGAAAUAA
Camelina sativa (false flax) is the source of this 1008-nucleotide messenger RNA. RefSeq lists its product as uncharacterized. NCBI's taxonomy places the organism in Eukaryota, Viridiplantae, Streptophyta, Magnoliopsida, Brassicales, Brassicaceae. The record is from RefSeq and is a predicted model, not a curated record.